Molecule: messenger RNA, 915 nt
Organism: Striga hermonthica
Lineage: Eukaryota; Viridiplantae; Streptophyta; Magnoliopsida; Lamiales; Orobanchaceae
Source: the annotation of a GenBank genome assembly
AUGGGCUCGAGAAGAAAUAUACCGCCAGCAUAUGACGAACGAUUGCGCCGUGGGCCAUUGCCUCCUCAUCCUCACCAUCCGAGGGAACAAAUCCCUCUUGCCGUGCUUUUAGAGGACAAAUUGGCAUCACAGGCAGCGGAAAUAGAAAGACUCUCUAGGGAUAACCGUACACUAGCGUCCAGCCAUUUGGUCCUGAGGCAGGAUCUUGUGGCUGCAAAGCGGGAAGCAGAUAAAGUUAGAGAAAAUAUCCAGAGUGUCCAAAAUGAAGGGGAUAUUGAAAUUCGAAUUUUGUUGGACAAGAUUGAGAAAUUGGAAGCUGAUAUAAGGGCCGGGGAGAAUUUAAUGAAGGAACUUGAAGAGGCGCGGGGUGAAGCCAGGGAUUUAGAGACGGAAAAACUGGAGUUGAUUGCUAAAAUACAGCAGGCUAACAUAGAAUUAGAGAAUGCCCGUGCGAAUGUUAAGAAGCUUCCGGAAAUGCAUGCGCAGCUUGAGGGCUUGAGGAGCGAGCAUAAGAGGUUACGCAAAACUUUUGAGUACGAAAAAGGCUUGAACACGAAGAAAGUGGAAGAAAUGAGGAAAUCGGAGAAAGAUCUUAUUGCCUUGGUUGAAGAUGUGGAGAGAUUGCGAGCGGAGCUAAUAAAAGCCGAACCGAGGGCUAGUGUUUCACUCCCACAAGGUCCUUACAUAAACUCGGACAACUUGUAUCCAUCUACACAUCAUGGGAACAGCAGCUGUCCAGACACUUCUGGCGGGCCUUAUCUUCAUACGAUUCCUGAGCCUACGGUGGAUGGGGCUAAACCAUAUGCUGUUGGUGGAUUUGUGGUUGGGCCUCAAAUUACAAACGGUCCAGUGGUUGAAGUUGCUGCUAAUGCCGCUGUUAACCCUUCCUGGGGACGGUUGAAGAAAGUGAACUAG